AUGAAAAAGGUCCUCCGAAAGCCGACCAAGAAUGCCAUCGUCCGUGGUGUCCGGGUUCCAAAAGCGAAGAUCACCAGGUUCGAGCGACGACAACGGCUCAAGGCCUCCACCGCCAAUCGUGAUCAGAUCCGGGUUCAGCAGGAAGACCUAAGUCGGCCUCAGAGGCAGGGAGAUGAUCACACCAAGGCCUUAGAAGUCGACGUUACCAAUCUUCAACAAAACCAUGGCGUCUCGCCAGGUGCCCGAGAUACGACAAUCCCGCUGCAGCAACAAAUCAUCGAGCAGCAGCAGCAAGAGAUUGUCAAAUUGAAACAAGAACUUGCCGACUUUAAUGUCGCCGAUCUGUAUCUCAGGUUAAAUAAGGGAAUGGCUCAGCCACAGCUUCAUGGGCCACAUGGAUGA
Messenger RNA from Cladophialophora carrionii CBS 160.54, 402 nucleotides. RefSeq lists its product as uncharacterized. The record is from RefSeq and is a predicted model, not a curated record. NCBI's taxonomy places the organism in Eukaryota, Fungi, Ascomycota, Eurotiomycetes, Chaetothyriales, Herpotrichiellaceae. The transcript has 2 exons. Bases 1 to 402 code for a protein of 133 amino acids.